UUAUCACUAUAAAUAGUUGUUGAUUGAAUUUAUAUUCGACUACAAUUAAACUUUGAGUAUAUCAAGGAUGAAAAUCAAAUCUUUUAUCUUCGUGUUAUAUUUUUGUGCACUAAUUCUUAUCUCUGUUAGAGCAAUUGAGCUAUCCAAUGAUGGGAAACAAAUUGGUGCAACCGAAGAAUCCAACACAAAAAUUGUGGUAGACGGGGAUGCAGGUUUGCAAAAAGGCGGUCACAUUGAAGAUCAUAGACGAGGACAUGUUGAUGGAGGUUGGGGAUUUUGGGGAAGUUGGGGAGGUUGGAAAGGUUGGAUAGAAUGGACAGGAUUUGGAGGAGGACCUAAAGGAAAAGGCGGAUCGGUAGGAAAUGAAGGAGGAGGAGGAGGAGGAGGAGGAGGAGGAAAGAAAGGCGAACAAAAACCAGGUUGGGAACGAGUACAAAAUGAAAGACCUAAAUGGGGAGGAGAAGAAGGCCAAAAUGGCGAAAAUCGAGGGACUAAAGAGCGUCCAUGGAUACCAAGCACAUGGAUACCAAACAAAUAAAUGUGUGUCAAUGUAUACGAAAGAAAAAUUUGUUAAAUUUAUGAAAAUUAAAAUAAAAGAUGAUCAAUGAGAAAGAUCAUCACUUGAGAAUGAUUCUUACCUUA
This is a messenger RNA of Trifolium pratense (red clover), 642 nucleotides long. Its product is annotated as neuropeptide-like protein 32. The transcript is spliced from 2 exons. Bases 68 to 538 code for a protein of 156 amino acids. The record is from RefSeq and is a predicted model, not a curated record. Lineage: Eukaryota; Viridiplantae; Streptophyta; Magnoliopsida; Fabales; Fabaceae.